Fraxinus pennsylvanica is the source of this 330-nucleotide messenger RNA. NCBI's taxonomy places the organism in Eukaryota, Viridiplantae, Streptophyta, Magnoliopsida, Lamiales, Oleaceae. The record is from the annotation of a GenBank genome assembly.
AUGGCUGGAUGGGUUCCAAUGGAGGUUGGCACGCCUGGCACUGUAGGAUCGCUGCUGAAGAGGGAGAUGGAAUAUUUCAAAAGACUCGAGGUAGAACGAUUUGAAAUGAGUUGCCUAAAGUCUGAGAGGCACAAUGGAGAGAAAGGUUCUUGUAGAGGCAAUUCGUGGCCUGGUUUCAAGUUCUUCCCUUUCAAUUGGAGAAGGAAGAAGAGAAGAAAUAGUGGAAUCCGGCGGAGCUUCGUGGAUGACGGAGAAAUAAGUGAAAUUCCGGGGUUCAGUUACAGAAAUCUCAAAGCUGAUUCUAAGAGAUUUGAAGGUCUAAAUGAGUAA